UGAUGCGCGAGGAGUUUUGCCCGUGAGGGGUUUCAGCGCGCACAGGAUCAUUUUCACAUUUCUGGAUGAGUUUGCUGCUUUAUGAUGGAGGAUCACAUGCAGUGCACAAUCUGCUUGGAUCCGUUUGAAUUCCCAGUGACGAUACCAUGUGGGCACACUUUCUGCAAGAAAUGUAUCUCCAAGUUCUGGGAGGGCAAAGAAAAAGACGUUGACUGCCCUGUUUGUAAAGAACCCUUUCCCACGAGGCCUCAGCUCAAUCGUAAUGUUUCUAUGUCAGUUUUAACGGAGGCGGCUGCCGUAAACAGCCCAACGAAGAGAGAUGUGUGCGCAGGAGCUGCGGUCCACAUGGAGCCAGAGGAGUUCUGUGGGCGUCACCAGAAACCGCUGGUCAUUUACUGCAGGAACGACCGCAUGUGUGUCUGCUAUGAGUGUUCUGUGAACGAGUGUAAGGGACACGAUCAGAUUUUGGUGGAAGAGGAACGAAAGAAUCAAGAGGCAGGACUGAGGAAAAAGUGUAUGGAAAUUAACAAACACCAGGAAGCGACAGAGAGAAGCCUAUUAGAGCUUAGAGAAAAUAUGGCCCAAGCCCAGGUAUCACUCCAGCAGAUGUCUAACUGGGUGAACGGCAAGUUCUCCCAGCUGAUAAAGGUGCUUGCAGAGAAACAGGAAGUGACGCAUCACUUUCUGGAGAAGCAGCAGGAAGUGACAGUGUUGCAGGCAGAGGAGAGUUUGGCAGUGCUGCAGGAGAGAGCAGUGAAGCUUGCAGCCCUUCAGGAGGAGAUCAGCAGCAUGUGUUCACUCCCUCAUUGCCAGCUCAUCAAGGACUCCAGGUUCAUAGACGUCCCUCAGAUCAGUGAAGUUGCUGUGGAUGUAAACAUAAGUGUUCUGGAGAAGCUGAACCCCAUCACUGAUGUUCUGACUCGCGUCUCUAAAAUGGUGUGUGAAGACCUGGAGAGAGCUGUACAGGUGAUCGGAGGACAAGACAAAGAGAGCUCUCCUCAGGAUAAGAGGCCCGUUCUGGCUGUUGUUCCCAGCCCUGCAACGCCAUCCUAUCCAGCAGAGAGGGAGGGGCUGACUGCACACCACUGCAGUCUGACCUUUGACCCUCGCACCGCAAACGCUCACUUGCUCCUUUCCCAGAGCAACAGAAGAGCGGAGCAUCUCACCUCUGGGCCCCGCCUUGUCCCUGCCGACGAGUCCCGCUUCGACCACGCUUGGCAGGUAUUGUGUUUCCAAAGCUUCACUCACGGCCAGCAUUACUGGGAGCUGGAGGUCUCCAAACCAUGGGCGUACGUGGGUGUGACGUACCCGAACAUCCCGCGCAAAGAGAAAGGCAAACGCUGCAUGGUGGGCAUGAAUGAGCUUUCGUGGAGCCUGCAGCUCGACGAACGGCAGCUGAGUGCAUGGCAUGCUGGCUGCAGGGAGCCCAUCGCAGGCCAGCUGCAGUUGAAUGCACAGCCGCUUCGCAUCGGAAUGCUUCUGGAUUACGAGGCCGGAACGUUAACCUACUACGGCGAGGGACAGGUUCGGCUGCAUGCCUUCCACUGCGCUUUUUCACAAGCACUGUUACCGGCUUGCUGGAUUGGGGAAGGCGUCAGUAUUACACUCUGCGAACCAAGAGACUGAAUGUAUUUAAGUGAAAUAUCAUUGAUCUGUUCCCUGUUAAUUCUAAUAGGAUGUUCAUUGAAGAAAUAGAUGCUUUUCCCUGCUAGGAUCCUUUUCUCUUGAGGAAAUAGAUGCAGUUCCCAAUUUGGACGUAGGGUGAUGUAUGGGAACUGUUUGUAAUAUUCAAAUAACCGUGAGGGUUCACAAUGGAUUUCCUCGGAAGUCAGGAGGAGGAGUGCAUGUAGUUACACUGCUACAGUUUAGUGGACUCUUCUGAACGCUCUGAUUUUUAAAUAGUUUAGCAUUGAACUUGCAAAAGGGAAAACAAAACAUUGGCUCACUGUUUAUCAAGUGCUGAAACUUUGCUGGGUGAAAAAACAAUGUGGAAUUAUGAGUAACGAUGUCACACGAAAUCUUGAAAACUUUAGAUAACAUCAAUAACUAACAUCAAAUCUUUGCGACACGUGCGCUUAAAAAGUUAGACAGUACAACAAAUGAAACAUUUUCUCAAAAUAUGUUUUUAAAAAUCUAAGUGCUUUUAAAUUGGACAUGUUUAAAAAGUGUGGCUGUCCAGCAGUAGACGCUGAAAAAGAAAGAGCGGGUUUCUGUGCAACUGUCAAAGUCGUCCGUCCAGCGCGUUUACAAAGAAAAGCCAUCUAAGAACAUUGCAGAAGCAUGCAAAAACAUGAGUGAACAGCCCCUAACUAGAAAGAUUCUGUGCACAUCCAUACUAGGAUCCAUUUUCCUUGAGGAAAUAGAUGCAUUGAUCUGCUAGGAUCAUGUUUUCUUGAGGAAAUAGAUGCAUUUCCCUGCUAGGAUCACGUUUCCUUGAGGAAAUAGAUGCAUUUAUCUGCUAGGAUCACGUUUCCUUGAGGAAAUAGAUGCAUUGAUCUGCUAGGAUCAUGUUUUCUUGAGGAAAUAGAUGCAUUUCCCUGCUAGGAUCACGUUUCCUUGAGGAAAUAGAUGCAUUUAUCUGCUAGGAUCACGUUUCCUUGAGGAAAUAGAUGCAUUGAUCUGCUAGGAUCAUGUUUCCUUGAGGAAAUAGAUGCAUUUCCCUGCUAGGAUCACGUUUCCUUGGGGAAAUAGAUGCAUUGAUCUGCUAGGAUCACGUUUCCUUGAGGAAAUAGAUGCAUUUCCCUGCUAGGAUCACGUUUCCUUGAGGAAAUAGAUGCAUUUCCCUGCUAGGAUCACGUUUCCUUGAGGAAAUAGAUGCAUUUAUCUGCUAGGAUCACGUUUCCUUGGGGAAAUAGAUGCAUUGAUCUGCUAGGAUCACGUUUCCUUGGGGAAAUAGAUGCAUUUAUCUGCUAGGAUCACGUUUCCUUGAGGAAAUAGAUGCAUUGAUCUGCUAGGAUCACGUUUCCUUGGGGAAAUAGAUGCAUUUCCCUGCUAGGAUCAUGUUUCCUUGGGGAAAUAGAUGCAUUUCCCUGCUAGGAUCACGUUUCCUUGGGGAAAUAGAUGCAUUUCCCUGCUAGGAUCACGUUUCCUUGGGGAAAUAGAUGCAUUGAUCUGCUAGGAUCAUGUUUCCUUGAGGAAAUAGAUGCAUUUCCCUGCUAGGAUCACGUUUCCUUGGGGAAAUAGAUGCAUUGAUCUGCUAGGAUCACGUUUCCUUGAGGAAAUAGAUGCGUUGAUCUGCUAGGAUCACGUUUCCUUGAGGAAAUAGAUGCAUUUCCCUGCUAGGAUCACGUUUCCUUGAGGAAAUAGAUGCAUUUAUCUGCUAGGAUCACGUUUCCUUGAGGAAAUAGAUGCAUUUCCCUGCUAGGAUCACGUUUCCUUGAGGAAAUAGAUGCAUUUAUCUGCUAGGAUCACGUUUCCUUGAGGAAAUAGAUGCAUUUAUCUGCUAGGAUCACGUUUCCUUGAGAAAAUAUAUGCAUUUCCCUGCUAGGAUCACGUUUCCUUGAGGAAAUAGAUGCAUUGAUCUGCUAGGAUCAUGUUUCCUUGGGGAAAUAGAUGCAUUUCCCUGCUAGGAUCAUGUUUUCUUGGGGAAAUAGAUGCAUUGAUCUGCUAGGAUCACGUUUCCUUGAGGAAAUAGAUGCAUUGAUCUGCUAGGAUCAUGUUUCCUUGAGGAAAUAGAUGCAUUUCCCUGCUAGGAUCACGUUUCCUUGAGGAAAUAGAUGCAUUUCCCUGCUAGGAUAAUUUCCUGCUGGGAUCCCUACUGUAAGUGAACCUGAGACCUGUGGCCUUGUUUUGCCAUCAUUUCCUCCUCGUGUUUGUGAAGAGUGGUGUAGAAAUGUGCAUUGAAGAAUCUACAUGCACACUCUUAGGGGCAGUUCAAACAGGACAGGUUCUUGCAUCCGUCUGCACCUUUUUGUAAGAAUACGCUAGAGCGGAUGUGUUCGACCAUCGAAACACGUCUUGCUGCUUUUCCAGUGUCUUGCACAUGAGCACACCACGUUUUUAAGAUGCUGUGCCAAGUUAAAAAAGUCAUUUUUAAAACGCGCCUCCAGACACCUCUGUUUUGUCAUUCUGUUGUGUUUUUUUAAUGCAAGAAGUGGCCGUUCUCCUUUGGCUUUUGAUAACUGUGAAUUGUAUUUCCACUGAAUCCGUUAUAUCAGUAUUUGUAUAUUUUUGAAGAGUUUAACUACACAACUACAUCAUGAUGUGUGCAUCAAAUUUCAUAUGAUACACUUUUCAAGGGUUGACAUCUGAGGAAAGUAAAAUUUCAUAGUGUUUUUUAUUUUCAUUAGUCAUGAACUCGUCAUAGUCAUUGGCUAUAUUCAGUGGAAUACUAGUGCACUACAUACGGUGUAGUAUGUACCAUAUACUACUUUUAAAUACAAUUAAAAAUACUUUUUUUCUUAUACACCUCAUACACUAACUACUUAUAGGUAAAAUUAUGCUCAGUUCUGGGAGAUAUUCAUAUUCAAGAAAAUUCUAUAAUAAAAAAAAUUAUAAUUGCACAAGCCAUUUGGGCUCCGUAAAGAAAGGGAAAACUGGAGAAGCACAUCCUUUGGAAAUAAUGGAGACAUUCUGAGAAGUCUUCUGGCCCUAGUUUUGACAUAUUUCUCACUUGCUGG
Molecule: messenger RNA, 4619 nt
Organism: Xyrauchen texanus (razorback sucker)
Lineage: Eukaryota; Metazoa; Chordata; Actinopteri; Cypriniformes; Catostomidae
Gene: trim65
Product: tripartite motif containing 65
Exons: 7
Coding region: 82-1626 (514 amino acids)
Molecular function (GO): zinc ion binding; protein binding
Source: RefSeq, a predicted model, not a curated record